CAAAAGAGCAAAAGCAAUCUCAACCUCCUUUAUCGAAAUGAAAGAGGUCAGCUAAAUAACUACGGCCACGGAUGCACAAGAAUGAAUUAUAGGGCAUGGUCUUGUUUUGCCGUAGCGGCAGUUUUAAUUCCGGCCAAAGCGUUUCUAUUUCCCCGGCUUCGGCCUUCAAAUCUAGUCACGAUGGUGAACGUACAAAAGGUCAAAUUCACCACUGCGGUGGCCGCGGCGGACUUCGACCGACAAGGUCAGCUUUUGUCGGAUGAAGCCUACAAUACAAUUUUGGAAGGUCGCAUUGCGGUAGUUCCCAAUUUUUUGCCGUCUCGGUUCAUUCAAGAGCUCCGAGCGGAUGCCCAAAAUCUGCACGGCGACGGACACUUUACUACUGACGCUCUCGCUUCGUACGGAUCGAACGGCAACUUUGAUCCCUCGAAAGAUCGGGCUGUUCUAAAACUACAACAAUGGAAGGACGUAAAUUUGGGUAAUAUCCGUGUCCGGGCCGAUUUUGGUGCCACCAUGGCACGUUUGCGGCAGGAUCUUUCGGAGAACUUGAGACGGCCGGACUUGGCACAACCCGACUCGGCCGCCGUCGCGAAGUACGGGAACGGCAGUACGGAAAUUUCGUACACACGUUUCGGACCGGGUGCGUUCUUAAAACGACACGUAGAUGAGCACCACGAAGAGCUCAAAGCGGCGGCGGGAUGGAGCAAGCCGACCCGGCGUAGCAUCAGUUGGCUGAUCUAUCUCAACGAGGAAUGGGACGGCGACAAGGACGGCGGCCAGCUACGCUGUUUUGAACGUCGGACUCGCAUGGCGCGCGGAACAACGGUAGGUUCCCGUCAAGGGGACCUACAAAUUGGCUGGCUACGAGCGACGACAUCGGAUCCGGUGGAACGACCGGUUUUUUUGGACGCCCGACGGAACAAUCCGGACGGUAACGUGGCCAUGUACGUGGACGCUGUCAAUGGGGGACAGCAGUACAUCAGCAAACUUUUUCAUUCCCAUCCAAUUUUAUACAUGAGCGGUGGCGAAUAUUUAACGCAAAAGCUUUUGAUGCAGAGUCCGGAAGUCGCUGUUCGCUUCCAUUUUAUCGAGCCACCCAAAUCGAAAAUUAGCGAUUGGCUGGCGCAAAGCCCCGGCUUUGACGAACAGGUCUUGGACGUCGAUCCAAAGGCGGGCACGUUGGUACUGUUCGAUAGCGUAGCCUUGCCGCACGAAGUGUUGGCGACCCGCCGUCGCGAUCGGUGGGCCACGAGCGGUUGGAUGCACGAAGACCAACAAACGGUGUAUGGUGCGUCAGAAGAUGCACUUCCUCGAGCCGCACUCACGUAA
Phaeodactylum tricornutum CCAP 1055/1 is the source of this 1329-nucleotide messenger RNA. Its product is annotated as oxidoreductase. The record is from RefSeq and is a predicted model, not a curated record. The transcript has a single exon. Gene Ontology annotation, biological process: cellular response to hypoxia. Lineage: Eukaryota; Bacillariophyta; Bacillariophyceae; Surirellales; Neidiaceae. Gene Ontology annotation, molecular function: ferrous iron binding; peptidyl-proline dioxygenase activity; L-ascorbic acid binding. The coding region runs from base 82 to 1329 and encodes 415 amino acids.